AUGAAGGAUCUGUGUAGGGAGCUCGCGUGGGCAACGAUUGACGCUGGCCUGUGGGGCACGGCAGGGACAGUGGAGCACAAUCUCGAGGUCGCUGCCAUUGCGAUGAAGCACGGACUUCAUGGGUUCUACACCGAAUGGAAAGAAACAGGUUUGAAUUCGACUCUGACGGAAAUCCACGCCAUGAGUGCCAAGUUGUUUGGCACAAAUUCAGACAGGAAGUUGAGGACGAAAGGCGCUGAAACAUGGGGCUUCCUGUUAUUUCUAGUCCACAUGUUCAACCGUCGUUGGAAGAUUCAAGGCCGCUUGCAGCGCGAAUCGGUUCGACUUUUCGAGGCCGCGGAAUGCAUGAUCAAACUGUGCUACCGCAUGGAUAAUAUCGGCAGGAAAUUCUGUGACUCCGACAUAGAUGAGUGCUUGGAACACUGGAAACGGUUUUGUUCUCUCACCCGUCAUUGUGAGCGAUUGCUUACGCCAAAGCGCCACAUCCUGUGGCACAUGCUUCAGCGGGCUGCGUUCUUGGGGAACCCACUGUUCUACGCAAAUUGGACAGACGAGGGGCUCAAUAGAGUUUUGAAAGGUGCAUGUCGCGAGCAGUCCCAGGUGACGUUCGAGGAGUGCGUGUUACUGUCGAUGCCUUUCCUUGUGUAA
Molecule: messenger RNA, 648 nt
Organism: Prorocentrum cordatum
Lineage: Eukaryota; Dinophyceae; Prorocentrales; Prorocentraceae
Source: the annotation of a GenBank genome assembly